UUGAGGAUAUGGCAACGAUGUCAUAUUUUAAAUUUAGAUCCAGUCACAGAACAAUAAUUUCGCUAGUUAAUGCGGGGUUGCCACCACCUCAGAACCGCGUGAAAUAGAAGUCAGGGAUUUCGAUUACGAUAUGAGUUACAGAAUACCAAUCCAAACACAAAAAUGAUGCGAUAGAUAUCAAACAUUCCGAUUUUGGGUAAUUACGAUUCGACUUGGUCAUUUCUAUUCGAUUUGUUAAAAGUUACAGAAUAGGGCUGAUUGAAUUGUAAUUAAAAUAUCAAGUGUUCAUAUCAUUGAAAAAUAGAUAUCAAAAAAUUAUUGUAUAUUAUGUAGAAGCACUGAAAACUAUUUAUGAAUGGCAACGGUGUUUACAUUUCUCUGUCUUUACAAACGUCUUGUAAGUUGUCAAAAGUUUGUUUACUUUUUAAGUUAGAUGAGGAAGAGUUGUUUUUCGCUAUUUUGGGUCUAUUUUUUUGUGAAAAGUGAAAUACAAUUAUCAUAAUAAUGGUGCUAGAGCAGUGGUUCCCAACCUUUUAUGUCUGGCGACACACCUUCUGAUGUUUUUUCAUAUUCACGACCCAUCCCUUACCCAUGAUGAUAUAUAAUGUACCUAGGCUACUCAGCUACUGUAAGGGCCACGCUGCGACCCACCUGAAACCUGCCCGCGACCCACCUGAAACCUGCCCGCGACCCACUAGUGGUGUAUUGGGAUUCACAGCAUCUGUUAGUGUCUCUUGCGAAGACAUGCAAAAUGAUGCAAGCAAUCUAUUAAACUAUACUGGAAAUAAUUUGAACAAAAACUUAACUGCUACUACGGAUGUGAAAACUGAAGAAAAUCUUUUUAGAUGUGAAUUUUGCUCCAAACAAUUAACAAGAAGUUCUACUUUAAAAAGACAUUUGAGAGUGCAUACCGGAGAAAAACCAUUUAGAUGUGAAAUAUGCACCAAACAGUUUUCAACAAACAAAUAUUUAACUAGACAUAUGAGAGUGCAUACUGGUGAAAAACCAUUUGAGUGUAAAAUAUGCGCCAAACAUUUUUUAAUGAAACAACAUUUAAAAUCGCAUAUGACAGUGCAUACUGGUGAAAAACCAUUUAGAUGUGAAAUUUGCAGCAAAGGGAAAAUGCAUACUGGGGAAAGACCUUUUUCCUGUGAAAUAUGCAACAAAGAGUUUUCAUACAGUUCGCACAUAAAAGUGCACAUGAGAGUGCAUACUGGUGAAAAAUUUACAUGUGAAAUUUGCGCUAAAGAAUAUGCAGAUAGUAAAGGUUUAAAAAGACACAUGACAGUGCAUACUGGUGAAAAACCUUUUACGUGUAACGUAUGCAGCAAACAGUGUUCACAUAGGUAGUUCUACUUUACAAUUACAUGUAAGAGUGCAUACUGGUGAAAAACCAUUUGAAUGUGAAAUUUGCAGCAAACAGUUUUCAAUCAAACAAGAUUUAAAAAGACACAUGAACGUGCAUACUGGUGAAAAACCAUUUGAGUGUAAAAUAUGCGCCAAACAUUUUUCAAGAAAGUCAGUUUUAAAGAGUCAUUUGACAGUGCACACGGGUGAAAAGCCUUUCACCUGUAACGUAUGCAGAAAACAGU
Messenger RNA from Diabrotica virgifera virgifera (western corn rootworm), 1592 nucleotides. Its product is annotated as gastrula zinc finger protein XlCGF71.1-like. Gene Ontology annotation, biological process: regulation of transcription by RNA polymerase II. Bases 592 to 1350 code for a protein of 252 amino acids. The transcript is spliced from 2 exons. NCBI's taxonomy places the organism in Eukaryota, Metazoa, Arthropoda, Insecta, Coleoptera, Chrysomelidae. Gene Ontology annotation, molecular function: RNA polymerase II cis-regulatory region sequence-specific DNA binding; DNA-binding transcription factor activity, RNA polymerase II-specific. The record is from RefSeq and is a predicted model, not a curated record.